Neolamprologus brichardi is the source of this 2806-nucleotide messenger RNA. Lineage: Eukaryota; Metazoa; Chordata; Actinopteri; Cichliformes; Cichlidae. The record is from RefSeq and is a predicted model, not a curated record.
UGUAGAGUGAGGGUGGUUUGAAAGUGGGCACGGCUGGUGGCUGUACUUGUUGCAGACUAAGGUGUGUCCGAUAAAUCUUUUACUCAGGAUACUGCAGGCAAUUGGUUCCAAAGUUCAAGGGUACAAAUACACAGGAGAACAGCGCGGAGUUGGAAAACCAGAAGAAGACGAGUAAAAGAGAAGUGUCAAGGUGAUUAAUUUGGGAUUUCUUUUUUCUAAUUCCGUCACUGGCGUGGGCAGGAAUAAACACAGACAAGACAAAAUAUGGCAGACAAGACAAGUCCGAGAGGCAAUUCUGGUGACUUUGCUAAAAAAGUCCAAAGACAGCUGAGCAGAGGCAAAGAAAAGGUAAUGCAAAGGCUGGGAAAGUCAAUGGAGACCAGAGAUGACCUUUUUGAAUAUUGUCUCCAAAACUUUAGUGACCAGCAGACUGAUGGGAACCGAAUAUACAAGGACUUGAGGGUCUACGUUAAUGCAGUUAGAGACAUGCGUGAAGCUUCAAGGCGCCUUUCCCAGUCUCUGUUUGAUGUUUAUGAGUCUGACUGGGCUGGAGAGGAAGAUUUAGGAGCCAUUGUUGAGGGGGAGGACCUCCUGUGGAAUGACUACGAGGUGAAGCUAUUAGACCAGGCCGUGCGCACCAUGGAGUCCUACGUGAGCCAAUUCCCUGAUGUCAGGGACAAAAUUGCCAAGAGGGGAAGAAAGCUGGUUGACUACGACUCCUCCCUUCACCAGCUAGAGGCACUGCAGACUGCGAAAAAGAGGGAUGAUGUCAAGAUAAGCAAGGCAAAAGAAGAGAUGAAUACUGCCAAAGUUAUCUAUGAGGGGAUCAAUAACGAUCUGAAAGAGGAGCUCCCAGUUCUCUUUGACAGAGGCAAAGAAAAGGUAAUGCAAAGGCUGGGAAAGUCAAUGGAGACCAGAGAUGACCUUUUUGAAUAUUGUCUCCAAAACUUUAGUGACCAGCAGACUGAUGGGAACCGAAUAUACAAGGACUUGAGGGUCUACGUUAAUGCAGUUAGAGACAUGCGUGAAGCUUCAAGGCGCCUUUCCCAGUCUCUGUUUGAUGUUUAUGAGUCUGACUGGGCUGGAGAGGAAGAUUUAGGAGCCAUUGUUGAGGGGGAGGACCUCCUGUGGAAUGACUACGAGGUGAAGCUAUUAGACCAGGCCGUGCGCACCAUGGAGUCCUACGUGAGCCAAUUCCCUGAUGUCAGGGACAAAAUUGCCAAGAGGGGAAGAAAGCUGGUUGACUACGACUCCUCCCUUCACCAGCUAGAGGCACUGCAGACUGCGAAAAAGAGGGAUGAUGUCAAGAUAAGCAAGGCAAAAGAAGAGAUGAAUACUGCCAAAGUUAUCUAUGAGGGGAUCAAUAACGAUCUGAAAGAGGAGCUCCCAGUUCUCUUUGACAGUCGUAUUGGAUGCUACGUAGCUGUCUUCUCAGCUGUGUCAAAUUUACGUGACAUCUUCUACAAGGAAACGAGUACGCUCAAUCAAGAUCUACAAAAUGUGAUAAAGGAGCUGCAGGCUCAGCAUCCAGACAAAGCAUUUGCUGUAAAGGGAUUGUCCCGGUAUGGCUCACUGAAAAGACGAAGUCUUAUCUCUCCAAAGGCUUGGAAGGCCAGCUUUUCUGAGGUUCACAGGAGCUUCAGUCCUAGAACGAGCCAGCGGUUUAGUUUCAGAUCCCCGGAAAAACCUCGACACAGCACCUUGUCCAGAGAAGGCAGCAUGCUUAGAGGGUCUUUAGUCGAGUCCAGGGAACUGGAUGUAGGGUCGUACCAAAGUGAGGUCCACAGCCCUUCUGCACAGGAAGAUGCUGUAGAGAGUGCAUCAGGAAGUGAGCUGAAGUCGGGAGACAACAACAAUCAAGUUGAAGGAGAAAAGGCUGUGAAAGAAGAAGAGCCUAAGCCGCCCGUAGAAUCGGAAAAUAAAGGAGAUGGAAAAAAAGAUCUACCAAGUGCAAGCAGCUCUGAACAAAAUAACUCCUAUGAAUCAGAUAGCUUGGAGCUCCAGCUGUCUGCAGCAGACAAUGGCCCACUGCACAUUGAAGAGACGGACGACAGCCCGGUAACCCUUGAAACUCCAAAACUGAACAGACUGGAGAAUGGUGACGCUUCUGGCUUGAAUUCUGACGCCAAGGAUCUGAGCAUUCCUCAGAAGGACGUCCCUGCAGAGAAAGAGAUAUCCUCGAACUCAAAAAACACAAUGGUUUAAAGUUUUCAUAAUAAAACAAAAGAACCAAACAGCGCCGAACUGACUGAAGUCAACAGCUGCAGAAGAAAGGAAAAAAAAGACAGGGCGACAGUUGCAACUGACAAGUUCAACUGCGAUUUCACGACUGACAAACUGUUGCUGUUAGUUUUCUUAUUUAUCUUUUAAGGAAAUCAAUUUUACAUAUAUAUUGGUGUCUUUGGGAAAAGCUAUAUUUUCAUAAACUCACUCACUGCAUUAUUAAAGCAAAUACAUUUUAAAAUGAGGGAUUUAUACAACUAAUGCUAGCAAAGACAGAAGCUCUACAUAGGUUUACACUGCUAAAAAGAUACUGACCACAGAAUGGUUAAUCUACACAGAUAUGAUAUGUUUCUGUCUCUGUGUAAAUGUGAAGAGAAUGCCACUCCACUCUUAUUUUGGAACCAACAAGGAGGCGUUUUAAUCAUUCUAGCCUUUUAGUCUGUUUUAUUAUUUCUUUUUAUUUGUUUUUGAUUAGAUUUUAUUAAUUAUGCUUGCAGUGUGAGGACAAACUUUGUAAUUCUGAAAAAUAAUCAUAGUUCAAAUUUUGUUUAUACUAAAGCUUUUUGGGUUAUUCGAUGUAUAU